Messenger RNA from Heterotrigona itama, 1335 nucleotides. Lineage: Eukaryota; Metazoa; Arthropoda; Insecta; Hymenoptera; Apidae. The record is from the annotation of a GenBank genome assembly.
AUGAUUCAGGAGAAUAUUUUAAAAAAUUAUACAUUGUCUCAAUAUUCCAUGGAGAAAUUGACAACAAUAAAAACAAAAUUAAGGGAAAAUAUAAUUCAAGCUGAUCCUAUGUGGCGAAUACUAAAUCAAAAAAUUAUUGCUUUAGAAGAACCUUCUAGAUUACUUCUAUCUGUUUUAAUAGAAAGCACUCAAAAAUUUCCAAAUGAUAUUCAGCAAUUUAUUUUUAUUCCUCUUUUAAGUGUUGAUUUAACAGACACAACAAUUAUUGAUGCUAUAGUAAAUACUUUUGAACCUGAAAGACAUAUUAUUCUUAUUGAGAAAUAUUUAUCACAAGUGAAAGAACUUAAAUCAUGGCAUCUUUCCUUUCUGCAUACUUUGAUUACUACUGCAACAGAUAUUACUCUAAAGGAUAAACUCAUACAGUUAUUAUCUGAGAAAGCAAUUGAUUUUGCCAAGGAUAAAAGCUUUGGAAAACUUGUAUUAUCUUUUAUAAAAUCAAAUAUUAAAUUUUCAGAUGAACAAAAGGAAUUAUUGUGGGAAAUAGCCACUAUUAAUCAGACAUUGUAUAAGAAACCUAUGCAAAAUAUACUAAAAUCUAUUACAAAUAUGACAGAAGAACUUUCCGGUGUAACUAUAGUAAUUUUCAUUGCUGUUGGAGUUUUAACAAUAUUAUUGUUGUUUAUAUUCGGAAAACGACAAAUUAUGAGAUUUACAUUACGAUCACGUCGCGGUCCUCAUGUCCCUAUUGGACACGACGCACGAAAGUCACUGAAGAAGGAGAUUGAAAGACGAAUAGAAGUGAUACCAAGAAUUCAAUAUGAGCCGCAACUUAUUAGUGAUCCAAGGCUUAUUUUAACUUCGCGAGGACAGGUUCCACCACAUUAUUAUAGAUUAAAAGCCGUAGAUGAUGUUAAGACCUUGGAAGCUGAAAUUACUAAAUAUGAUAAUUGCUUAAAAAGACAUCCAUCUGAAAAUUUACGAGCAUAUUUACUAGCCGUAUUGGCAACACCAUUGAAUGGAAGUGGCCAAAGAUUAAUUCAUCAAUUCUGUGAUUUAUAUGAACAUGCACGACACGAUCCUACUGAGUUUGUAGAGGAGGAGUAUCAAGUAUAUACCCGUUUAUUUCUUAAGUUAAUGGAUGCAGCUCGUUUAUUGAAAUCAUAUCCCAGUAGUAGAAAAUCUAGUCCAAGUCGUACGCCUAUAAAGAAAAACAUUGAGACGAAACGAAACAUAUUGGAACCCAAAAUGAAACUGCUCGAAGAUCAAACAUUGACUGGAUCACGUCCAAAUACGUUAACAGUUAUGAUGCUGGAUAAUAGUGAAACAUCUGUUUAG